Messenger RNA from Magnolia sinica, 1813 nucleotides. Its product is annotated as transcription factor MYB26-like. NCBI's taxonomy places the organism in Eukaryota, Viridiplantae, Streptophyta, Magnoliopsida, Magnoliales, Magnoliaceae. The transcript is spliced from 3 exons. Bases 553 to 1560 code for a protein of 335 amino acids. The record is from RefSeq and is a predicted model, not a curated record.
CAAAGGUUAAGAUUAUCAUUGAAGUGUCAUUAUCAGAUAAUAGCAUAUUUAUCAGAAACUAGCACAAGUUUUCUAAGUUUUUUAUUUUAUUUUUUUUUUAAUUUUUUUUUUACAGUUUGUGAGCUAAGGUAAAAAUAUCCCAUUUACCAGAAAAAAUUAAAAUUAAAAUUCAUUGAGAGAAAUUGGUUGGACGAGAAAUUGGCGAGAAAUUAAAGGAUUUUGUAAGCGUAGGCCGUCCUAAAAAGGUCAUUCUCUUUCAAAGGCAUGCAACUUUUUCCCCACAGGUCCAUAUCAGGUCCUACAGUACAUCACCCCUCAUUAAAUUCAUAGCCGGUACCUACUUGAGAGCCCACCAUGCAUUUCUUCAGAGCUUUGAUAUUCUUUUUUCCCAUUGGCUAGGGUUAGGUAUUCCUUAUUUUCUUUCAGCUUUAUCAUUAACUGACUAUUGCAUUGGUUUUGAUAGAUAGAAGUGAGAGAUUAUUGAGGCAAAGAGAAGAAAAUUUUCUUUUCUUUUGUUUUUUGUUUUUUUGUUUUUUUUUUUUUGAAAGAGAAAUGGGACACCAUUCUUGCUGCAACAAACAGAAGGUCAGGAGAGGACUUUGGUCCCCUGAGGAGGAUGAGAAACUCGUCAACUACAUUUCCACCUAUGGCCAUGGUUGCUGGAGUUCUGUCCCAAGACUUGCAGGCCUGCAAAGAUGUGGCAAAAGUUGCAGGCUAAGAUGGAUUAACUACCUCAGACCGGACUUAAAACGUGGAAGCUUCUCUCCCCAAGAAGAAUCUCUCAUCAUUGAACUUCAUAGAGUGCUAGGGAACAGAUGGGCUCAGAUAGCCAAGCAUCUACCUGGAAGAACAGACAAUGAAGUGAAGAACUUUUGGAACUCUAGCAUAAAGAAGAAGCUAAUCUCUCACGGUGCUGUUGACCUAGCUGUUCCUGAUAGCUCCACUCAAAUUGCUUCGAAUGGGGAUUUACUAUCACUAAGUGCAAACCCUAUUAUAAGGGUCCCUUCCCAAGAUCAUGUUUUCCUUCCAAGUGCAACAUCAAUGGUACAUGGUUCGGGCCAUGAAGAUCUCAAAAUGGAUGUGGUCAAUUACAAUGUAGAUUGGGUUGUUGAACCAAAGUCAUUAGAAACAUCUGCCUAUGACCCUACAUGGUCGUUUGAUCAUCAUCACCAUGAUCAAAAUGAUCAACACCAACACCAUCUUCAGGUGGAUUAUCAAUGUCCAGGCAUGUAUGUCAAUGAGACAGUUCCUCCACAUCAUACACAAGCUAAAUUCCUUGAUGCAAAGUUCAUUUUGCCGCAAGAUCCAUUGGCGGUGGCGCCGUUGAUGGCAACGCCGAGACUCUACGAGAUUGUUGAGGGGGAUGAAUGUGCCAUGCCAUCUUCUUCCAUGACACAUGAAGUUGAGCCAUGUGCUAGGGUUCCAUGUUUCCCGUUUGGGUCUUAUCCAUAUGAUCCUCACGUGACUAUGGAUUACAUGGAUGCUGUGAUGGCAUCAUCAUCAUUGUCAUUUGGGUAUUUUCCUAUGAACCCUAGCUUGCCUCCAAACUGGGCUCCCUAGAUCUGGACUACGGUAGGAAAUGUAUCUUAAAUGUAUGUAGUCAUAAAAGAAGGAGACAUUUAUUAGGAGGUGUGCAUUAAAAGGUGGAAGCAUCAUGUAUGUCAUCUGGAAGUUCCUUAAAAUUCUACCUUUGUAUAGCUUCUGUAAAACAUAAGUGAAGGUUGUAUCAGUUGUGUGGUUAUAGAAGUUCCUUAAAGAUGCAACUUGUAUGGUCACUCCAUGCCGUUCCAUGCCAUGAUUAUAAGCAAUGUAU